AUGACGCAGGCAGAGCGUCCCGAGACAUCUCCGUCUUCUUCACUGCGUGAUGGUGACAGCGUGCAAGAGUGUUUUGCGUUGGCCCCACCGAUGGUGACUUGCCUGGUGCGUCACAUUGAUCGUGCGAUGGCAGAGGUUACCACCCCGCCCAUUAUUGAACGCUGCGUUGUGGAGCUCCAGUCUUAUUUCCAACCGCACAUUGAUGCCAGCAGGGUGGUUGAAAAUUGUGUCCCUGGUAGCAAACUGCAGCUGCAGUUUGGCAAGGCGAUGGAUAUAAACGCCGGCACCAGCUCUUCGCUGCUCCAUGUGUACAUCCUUGCCGUGGAUCAGCCGUACUCGCGGCCUCGUCUAUUAUCGCACGUCGUGAAGAAGUGGCGCACUCUUUUAGAGGGCCUCGGUCAAGAAGGAAGUGCGUUCGUGAUGUUGUACCAUCAGGACCUCGUUGACGCGGCGAGCUUCAGUACACAACGGGCAUCUGGUUUGCCCGGUGACGUUCAUGGGGCGAAGGAACCGGAUCAAAGGAAGGCGGAUGCUGCUGUGGC
Messenger RNA from Trypanosoma cruzi, 542 nucleotides. RefSeq lists its product as uncharacterized. The transcript has a single exon. NCBI's taxonomy places the organism in Eukaryota, Euglenozoa, Kinetoplastea, Trypanosomatida, Trypanosomatidae. The record is from RefSeq and is a predicted model, not a curated record. The annotation marks the transcript as partial.